AUGAGAAUCGCAAAACAGACCUUUGCGCUUUUGCUCCUUGGUGUCCACGCUUUUGGUGGUAUCAUCCCUCCAAAAGUAAUAAAACCUUUCAACCAUAAGCUGAAGACUCAAAAUAAAGACAGUGCUACCGAAUUUCUCAGCGAGCAUCAGGACAUUCCUCAGUUGAGCAUUUACAACUCCGAAAUGAGACACUACUCAAGCUCAUUUGACAAGACCAAAUCUAGUGGCAUUCUAAUUACUAAAGAAGCAAUGAAUCAAGAACAUUUCCGGAAAUUUGGACUCAAAAAAGUAGCAGACGUCGCUCGCAGCUUCGACGUUGGUGGACUGUACAGCGAUAGCGCAGUGCAGCCUGUUGCAUUUCCACCAGAUACUCGGGCACUGUUUCUCCUCAACACUCAAGCUGAAAAGCAGAAUGUCGAGAGCUCAAACUUGCUUUUGAGCGUUCCUUUUGAUGUACAUAAAGGUUAUCAGCUGGUAGACUACAGUCUAUUGCUCCCAUUCAAAUAUCUUAAAUUGAGAAAUGAUCUUGCCAGCUUUCUGGGAACCUCGGCAAAAGAACAAAAGCAGGGUGUUUUGUAUUACAAUGCGAACACAAAACUGGAAAUCAGCCGACCUGUUUUCAUCAUGGUUUUUGCAGAAAACCCGGAACAGUCGAAGUCAACCUUCUUUGACAUCUUUGCAAAGGGAUGGAUCAAGUUCCUAGGCUCUUUCGACCUGACGCACUCAGUCUUUUGUUCCGUAAAAGACCAGAUCUCAAACACGUGUGUGAGCAUCAACAACGAUGGAAAUGCUAUAAACGUCCAGCCUGCGUUUUCCAACUCACAAAUUGGAUUUAAUAGCCUUUUUUCUACUCUUCAGAGAAUGCAAAAGCGAGACGUCAAGAAAUCAUCACUGCAACCGCAAUUCCGUCAAUUUGCAACAUUUGCAAACUUCUCAAGACUUAAUAGAAACGACCCCGACGAUCCGUUCAAGGGUGUCAAAAUACAAGUUUCGGAUCCUGGACUCCAAAGUAACAAGGAUAAUUUCAAAAAUGGGUCAUCGUGCAAUUCGAUAGACCAAAAUGGUAAUGAAGUUCACAAUUCCACCAAGCUACCAGACGUUUCGAUGAAAGACCUUUACCCUUCAGUGAGCGCAAAAUCCGCGCGACCACGCUCUUCUCAGUAUUCACAGGUUAUCUUUCCUCAGCUGAGCAAGUUUGAUAAAAGAAGUCUUGAGGACUUUUUCCCAACCUUUGGUUGA
Messenger RNA from Ogataea angusta, 1239 nucleotides. RefSeq lists its product as uncharacterized. The record is from RefSeq and is a predicted model, not a curated record. The coding region runs from base 1 to 1239 and encodes 412 amino acids. The transcript has a single exon. Lineage: Eukaryota; Fungi; Ascomycota; Pichiomycetes; Pichiales; Pichiaceae.